CCUCCCAAAGGCUCCAUCGUUUAUUUCUAUUACUUUGCUUAAUAAUUCUUUGCGGUUCCCAAAUUUUCUUAGAUUGGAUGAUGAGUUUUUUUUAUUUUAUAGCACAGUACAAUCUGAAUUGGAGAAUUCCUUUUCAUUUGCAUUAAAUUUGCAACCUGGUUUGUCCUCUGCUAAUUGAUUUUCUUUCUAAAACAGAGGCAUCUUUUAUGCCUUAAAACCAUAUCAAUUCCUCUGUUUUUUUCCCUAGAAAUUCGACCGCCAUGAAAGAAGACCAGCGUCCUUCUUCCAAUCACCAGAGAAAACCCAUCAUCACAAAGGCUUUUACCUAUCCAACAGUGUAUAUAAUUUUACUCAUACUGAGCUACUCCCUGGGUUACCUUUCUCAGUCUUCGUCUGUACCGACGACGCAACAGUCGCCGCAAUUACCCACUCCUUCAGUCUUCCAGUUCUCGAAUUUGCCAACCCAACUUGACAAUUUCAGAGUCACAACCCACUGCGGGGAGACCCUCCCUGCACAACUCGUCUCCCAGACGAUUCUUGACCGGGUCUUUAAUGGCAUCUCUCCCUACACCAAUUUCCCUCCACCGGACGCCACCUCCCUCCUCAAGCCGAAGAGAAUCAAGGGCUGGGGCUCCUACUCCACCGUCUUCCGCAACCUCAUCCAACGUGUCAAACCGCGCGUCAUCAUCGAGGUGGGUACUUUCUUAGGCGCGUCGGCUCUCCACAUGGCAAACCUGACUCGCACCCUCGGUCUCCAAACUCAGAUCAUCUGCGUCGACGACUUCCGGGGCUGGCCCGGCUUCCGGGACCGGUUCAAGGACAUCGGAAUGAUAAACGGCAACGUAUUGCUGCUGUACCAGUUCAUGCAAAACGUAGUAUCCUCCAACGCCACCGGGUCGGUUUUACCCUUACCGUUCUCUACGGCGUCGGGUCUCCAAAAAUUAUGCGAGUGGGGCGUGGCGGCGGACCUGAUUGAAAUCGAUGCGGGUCAUGACUUUAUGUCGGCGUGGGGAGACAUAAACCGAGCGUAUCGGAUCCUGAGACCGGGUGGGGUAAUAUUCGGCCACGAUUAUUUUACCGCCGUAGAUAAUCGAGGAGUAAGGAGAGCCGUCAACUUAUUUGCGCAAAUGAAUAAUUUUAAUAUUUCAACGGACGGCCAGCAUUGGGUGAUAAAUACUACUUGAGAUGACAGCAAUGAUAUCUAUAUAUGUAAAUUUUUUUUUUAACAUAGUGUAAUUAUUUACAAGUUAAUUGAGAGAUUGGAAGAAAGGUUUCGUAAGGUUUGAACGUGUAACUCAUAUGAAAUAAAUAGCUUUAAAAUAG
Rubroshorea leprosula is the source of this 1323-nucleotide messenger RNA. NCBI's taxonomy places the organism in Eukaryota, Viridiplantae, Streptophyta, Magnoliopsida, Malvales, Dipterocarpaceae. The record is from the annotation of a GenBank genome assembly.